Canariomyces notabilis is the source of this 579-nucleotide messenger RNA. Its product is annotated as TRAPP I complex. Gene Ontology annotation, biological process: endoplasmic reticulum to Golgi vesicle-mediated transport; intra-Golgi vesicle-mediated transport. Bases 1 to 579 code for a protein of 192 amino acids. Lineage: Eukaryota; Fungi; Ascomycota; Sordariomycetes; Sordariales; Chaetomiaceae. Gene Ontology annotation, cellular component: cytosol; cis-Golgi network membrane; TRAPP complex. The record is from RefSeq and is a predicted model, not a curated record. The transcript is spliced from 3 exons.
AUGGCGGCAAGCAAAGCAUCCCGUCUGGGGGAAGAGUACGUGCUGACUCGGAUGGACAAGGUUAAUGCUGAGCUCGUGGUCCUCACAUACGGCACAAUCGUCGCCCAACUCUGCAAGGACUUCGACAGUGACUACGUUGAGGUCAACAAGCAGCUAGAUAAGAUGGGCUACAACAUUGGGCUGCGUCUCAUAGAGGACUAUCUAGCCAAGUCGAACACAGUCAGGCGGUGUUCUAAUUUUCGGGAAACGGCAGAGAUGAUUGCCAAGGUCGGCUUCAAAAUCUUCCUCAACAUAACGCCGACAAUAACGAACUGGACGAGUGACGGGAAGCAAUUCUCGCUUGUAUUCGACGAGAACCCAUUUGCAGACUUUGUGGAGCUACCUGACGACGGCCGGGCGCAGGACGAGCUAUGGUAUUCCAACAUCUUAUGCGGAGUCUUGAGGGGCGCGUUGGAGAUGGUGCAGAUGCAAGUUGAUGCGCACUUCAUCAGCGAUGUGCUGAGAGGAAAUGACACGACAGAGAUGCGGAUCAGCCUAAUACGAUACAUCGACGACGAGCUUCCGCCAGAGGAUGAUUAG